AUGCCUCAUUCUCAUAUUUUGCCAUUUCCUCUUCUUCCCCAGAACGCCGUCACGCACAACUCCCCCUCACCGAAGUCGAAGGUGAUACUCGAGUGGGAAGCUCCCUCUGACUUCGAGGGCGAUGUCGUCUUCACGGGAUCCUUUGUGAAGUCGUACAACACCUUCUGGACUGGGGUUACAUCAGAGAAAGUGACCAUCACCAAGCGCUCGGUUCCUCAGGAUUCUGGCACACCCACAACAGCAAACACAUCCCCUUCCACAACUACCACUACCACUACAACCACAACCACAACCACUACCUCAAGCCCAGCUCCUGUAAGCCCAGAUGUAGAUACAAAUCCUGCAGAGAAUGCCGGUGAUGUUGUCAUCAGUGUGGUUGAUGCACCUAGUGUGGCUGUAGUUGAGAAUGACCUCAGUGAGGCUGAUGAUAGUUCUCUUCCUCCUGCCCCUCCCACAUCUAGCUCCUUACCUACAACUUCCCCAUCCACAACUACCAUUAGUCCCAGUAGUUCCGAUAGUGAGAAUGAUAGUAGUCCUAGUACAGAAAGAACCAGAGAAACCCAGGCCCCAAGAGGGACGACAACGACAUCAACUCGCAGAUUUGGUUUGUUUAACCGCUUCAAGACCACCACGACCACCACAGCAAAGCCGACCACCGUCAGGGCCACCACCACACGUCGUCCCAGGCAGCCAGUUGAAGGCCAAUCCAUUAUAUCCCAGAGUUUGCAGCGUUCUAUGGAGGACAUCUACCUCGGUUGUGGCCAGAUAAAGGGCUGUUUUGGGCUCCCGUCUGGCUGUGAAAAUGACCGGAACUGUAAAAUUCUGAUGACUUACACAAGAGUUGCCACGGGAUAUCAGUUUGAGAUCUUGGGAGAGGCCGACACAUCUAAUUAUGUUGCUGCUGCUCUUUCAGAUGAUGAAAAGAUGGGCUCAGACAGUGUGAUGGCCUGUACAAGUCUCAACGGUGAAGUAGAUGUCGUGAUGGCUUUUAAUAAUGGAAAGAAUAAUGAACUACUGACUAAUAGUAAAUAUGGACUUAGUGAUGUCAAGACAUUAUAUUCUAAUGGAGAGCUGUAUUGUUCAUUCAUUCGGCAAACGGUCACAGAAAUUAAAGGAAUAACUUUUAAUCUGUCUUCUGACCGUUACCACUUGAUGCUGGCGAAAGGCCCUGCUUAUGAAAAUGGAUUACGUUACCACGAGAAACGCCUGGCCUCCUCUGGCACUUCUUCCAUGAGUGAAUUUGAGUACCUGGAAGCCGCGAGUGAAUUGUUCAAAACUCUGCAUGCCUGUUUCAUGAUUGGUGCAUGGAUAUGUGCAGCUUCAUGUGGCAUCAUCCUGGCCCGCUAUUACAAGCAGACAUGGUUGAAGAGCCGCUGCUGUGGCAUUGAUCAGUGGUUCCAUUUCCACAGAUUUUUCAUGGGACUGACAUGGGGUCUCACAAUUGCUGGAGUCGUACUUAUUGCCUAUUAUCUUAAGGGAUGGACAGAGCUUGAUCCCAAAGUAAACCCACAUGCUAUUCUUGGUGUUGUCUCAACUGGUUUGUGUUUCAUUCAGCCAUUUAUGGCCCUAUGUCGCUGCGCCCCAACUCACCGAAGGCGUCCCGUUUUCAAUUGGCUCCACUGGUUUGUUGGCAACAGUGCGCAGAUCAUUGGCAUUACUGCAAUCUUCUUUGGGCUUGAGUUGGUCAAUGCUCCUUCUUGGACCAUGUUCAUUCUGAUCAUCUUCAUUGCUUUCCACUGCGUGAUGCAUCUUAUUUUGUCAAUUGGACAGUGUGUUAGCGACUCGAAGCAAGAACGUAGGAACAACGUAUUCCCAAUGAAGGAAAUGAACGGCAGCCGAAACCCACUACACCCUGUGGAGAAAAGGACAGAUGCUCCCGGUGCUACAUUCCGCAAAGCAAUGCUGGCUCUAUACUUCAUCGUAAAUUGGCUGAUCACCGCACUUCUCAUUCUCAUUGUUGUCGUGGGCGAAGACCAGUUGAAAAAGUGGAAUUGGAUUUUCUGGGAGGAUUAACAGCAUCUGUCCGGUUUGCGAAUGAAAUCAGUGUCUGGAUCUUCAGUGUAGUAAAAUUGGUAUUCAUCUUUUCCUGAAUGGUUAACAGACGAGGCUGUAUCAUGGGCUUGGAGUUAGUUUUAUUUCAAGAGGUUGUAACGACUUUUUCUUUUCUUCAUUUUUUUUUUAGACUGGAAUGAAGUUUCCAUUUUUGUAUAUCAGAUUUUAGCAGUCUAGAAGUGAUUAUUUGUAAUAAAAAUGAUGCAAGAGUCAAUAUUUUACUACAGGUAACAAUUUUGUUAUUGUAAAUACAGUCAGCAAGUAACUGUUGAAAAUGCUUUAGUAGUUAUAGGUACUAGGAUAUCUAGAUGAUGUCACUGUAAGAUAUAUCACACACACACACACACACACACACACACACACACACACACACACACACACACACACACACACACUCUCUCUCUCUCUCUCUCUCUCUCUCUCUCUCUCUCUCUCUCUCUCUCUCUCUCUCUCUCUCUCUCUCUCUCUCUCUCUCUCUCUCUUUCUCUCUUUCUCUCUCAGUAUCAUUCACUCUCAGUCACACAUGCGCACACACUUAUGCACUAAGACUCCCAUACUCACAUUCACAAUCUCCCUCAUCCCCCUCCCCCCCCUGUCUGUUCCCCUCCCCGUCCCUGCUCCCUGCUCCCACUCCCUUGCUCACAGAUUAAAUUAUUGUUCGUAUCUCAUCCACUCCUUUGAAGAAGCGAUUGUCCACAUUUUGAAAUAAGGUACUAAAACUAGUGCAAUACAGCCCAGAUUUUUAUACAGCAGUUUCUGAAACCUUGUCAGUUUUUUUUUAGAUAAUAGAUGAAAUCUUUAUUAAAAAAAAAAAAUUCUGUGCAUAGAUGUAAGUACAGUUUUUAUGGAAAAGAAUAAAUUAUCAUUAGUAACAUGAAGGUUACUAAUUAUAUAUCUGGAUAAGCUGUUUAGGUAUUGCAAAAUAGGCAUUAUGCUUUGCACACAAUUCUUUUUGAAGAAUUUUUUUUUUUUUUUAUGCAUACACUUUUAUAGUUGUACUUUUUGCUAAUGCAGUCAAAGAUGUGACUGCUUUUGAGGAAUAAAAAUUCUUUUUGAGACAAUCUUCACUCAGAUGUCAUGAAACUGUGAUGAGAUCAAAAAAUGAUUAUUUGUUUCUUCUGUGGAAUUUUGCUGCAUUCAGUCAGGUCUCAUGAAAUCAAAUAUUUCACAUUUUUGAAUAUGGAGGGUAAUACUCAAUUGAGAUAAAUGUUUUAUACUUUAUUUCUCAAAAUAUUUCAGUUGCAUUAUUUAUUAUGUUUUGCAAAUGGUUGUCUUACAUUUGCUCAGGUAUGACUGUAGAUUGUAAAUGUUGUAAAAGAAAUAAUUACUUUAACAAACUACUAUGUUAAAUUGUGUAAAUGGCUAGAAAAAAAUCCAGGAAUUAAGAUAUUCUGUCAAGCAAUCCAGAAAUACAGAGAAAAUUAUUUAAUGUAAAUAGCAGAAUCACAACACUUUAAGAUUAUAAUGCUAAUUGUAUUAGUAUCACAAUAUUCAAUAACUGUCCUGUGUGUGAAUUAUAUGUAAUGUACACAACAAAAAAUUCCAGUAAUGCAAAUUUCCCUAUACACCAUCUGGAGAGAUGUUUUUAUUCUGUAAGAGUUUAAGAUGGUAUGGAAAUUUAUUUUGCUGAGAAUUUACAAUAAAAGUUUGUCCUUCAA
Messenger RNA from Penaeus indicus, 3710 nucleotides. RefSeq names its product putative ferric-chelate reductase 1 homolog. The coding region runs from base 1 to 2013 and encodes 670 amino acids. NCBI's taxonomy places the organism in Eukaryota, Metazoa, Arthropoda, Malacostraca, Decapoda, Penaeidae. Gene Ontology annotation, cellular component: membrane. The transcript is spliced from 11 exons. The record is from RefSeq and is a predicted model, not a curated record.